AUGCAAUUGAAGCCUCCUCUAGAGCCAAAUAACACCACAAUCAUGGCAGGUAAUAGACACAAAAAGUCUUCUUCCAGUUUCUUCUCUAUUUUCAACGUCUUCUCAUCCAGGAAGCCCAGAGGAGGGUACCAUGAUGCCCCUGAUUCCAGCCGCAGAGUGUGGCCAAGUGAUUAUGAUAAAGGAAACUGGGGUGUUGCUGAGCCAAAUAUUGAUAUGAAAGCUGAAGCUUUCAUUGCCAAGUACAAGAAACGUGUUUCAGAAUCUGCACUCUAUCAACUUGAUCCUGCAGCAGCAGCAGCUGAAAAUGCAUAA
Molecule: messenger RNA, 312 nt
Organism: Sphenostylis stenocarpa
Lineage: Eukaryota; Viridiplantae; Streptophyta; Magnoliopsida; Fabales; Fabaceae
Source: the annotation of a GenBank genome assembly